Molecule: messenger RNA, 1800 nt
Organism: Sorghum bicolor (sorghum)
Lineage: Eukaryota; Viridiplantae; Streptophyta; Magnoliopsida; Poales; Poaceae
Product: probable trehalose-phosphate phosphatase 3
Exons: 10
Coding region: 138-1202 (354 amino acids)
Biological process (GO): trehalose biosynthetic process
Molecular function (GO): trehalose-phosphatase activity
Source: RefSeq, a predicted model, not a curated record
CAACCUCUUCUGUUUCUCCGAUCCAUCCGUCCGUGCCGUUCCUUCCCCGAUCCGCCUCCAGCGCGCGUCUUUUGCUGCUUCUUUCCUUGUCCGGCCUUGUCCUGACUGCUCGGUAAUUUCUCGACCGCACGCGCGCAAUGACGAAGCACACCGCCUUCGCCGCGGACGACGCGAUCACCGCCGCCGCCGGCGUCACGUCGCCGCAGCCCGGCCGACGGUUCACGUCGUACCCGCCGCCGACAAGGGCGCGCGGCGGAUGCAGGCUGGCCGCUGCGGCGGCGCGGCAGGCCACGGACCCAGGCGCCGCGGGCGUAGCCGCGGGGUCCUGGCCGGAACUCGUGCCGCGCCACGCCGACUUCGACGACUGGAUGGAGAAGCACCCGUCGGCGUUGGCCGAGUUCGAGUCGGUGCUGGCCACCGCCAAGGGCAAGCAGAUCGUCAUGUUCCUGGACUACGACGGCACGCUGACGCCGAUCGUCAAGGACCCCGACAGCGCCGUCAUGUCCGAGGAGAUGCGAGACGCGGUGAGAGGCGUGGCCGAGCACUUCCCGACGGCGAUCGUGAGCGGGAGGUGCAGAGACAAGGUGUUCAACUUCGUGAAGCUGGCGGAACUAUACUACGCAGGGAGCCACGGCAUGGACAUCAAGGGGCCCACGGCACAGUCCAAGCACACCAAGGCAAAGGCCGAGGCUGUUCUGUGCCAACCAGCGAGCGCGUUCCUCCCGGUCAUUGACGAGGUGUAUCGCACGCUGACGGCGAGGACGGCGCCGAUCCCCGGCGCCACGGUGGAGAACAACAAGUUCUGCCUCUCCGUCCACUUCCGCUGCGUCCAGGAGGAGAAAUGGCGCGCUCUGGAGGAGCAGGUCCGGUCGGUGCUCAAGGAGUACCCGGACCUCCGGCUCACCAAGGGCAGGAAGGUCUUGGAGAUCCGGCCGUCCAUCGAGUGGGACAAGGGCAACGCCCUACAGUUCUUGCUUGAGUCUCUCGGUUUUGCUGACAGUAACGACAAUGUCUUCCCGAUAUAUAUCGGAGAUGAUCGCACCGACGAGGACGCGUUCAAGGUGCUGCGCAGCAUGGGGCAAGGGAUCGGAAUCCUUGUGAGCAAGAUUCCAAAGGAGACCGCGGCAUCCUACUCCUUGCGUGAACCUUCUGAGGUGAAGGAGUUCCUGCGCAAGUUGGUGAGGUCCAAGCAGCGGGACUAGUCAUGGUCCAGUCAGCAGGUGAUGAAAAGCUAGAAGCAAUCGCGAGGUCGAGAGGUCCAUCCAUGGUCGAGAAGCGAAGCUAAUUUGGUCCAUGGUCGCGGUGAAAAUAGUAACUGACCAGACUAGCUUGACUGGAUUCAGAAACAUCCGGAUUUAACUAUUGCAAGUAUGAAGGAGUUUUUUUUUUUCUUUUGAGAGAAAAGAGAGGGUUGCUAAACCGUAAAAACUAAGCCCAAGAACGGCAGAACCAGAGCUGCUCCGGGCCUCCGCCGCCGGCGCCGAGACGCAGCCUCGCAGGAAUGGAGGACGCCGGCGCCGACGGGGAGAUCGUCAAGUCGGCUGCAUGGUGCCUUUUAGCCUUCUACCUAUAUAUAUAGGUAGGCUGGGCCUCAUGGUGGGUGUGUGGGCCCUAGUAGUCCAGUACACCUUCUAUUUUUUUUUCUUUAUUAGUAGAACUAAAACGAGAACAGAACUCGCAUGCAUGCUUUGUGCCUAUGGGUUAGCUCUGUUCCAAGAGGCCCUUCACGGCUUUGCCCACUUUUAGUUUACUCUGUUAUUACCACUUUUGUUAAUUAUAUGCUUAAUUCUUUACUCUCUG